CGUGACGACGACAGCCAUGAGCGCGGCCGAGCAGGAGACGACCAAGGCGCUGGAGUCGCUGUCCUUCGAGGAGCUGUCGCUGCUGAACGAGCGCAAGGAGGCGCUCAAGAAGGACCACGCGGCCUACGUGGAGGCGCACCCGGAGAUCAAGACGCUGCUGAGCGGCUUCAUGUCGGCGCUGCUGCUCGAGAAGCCGCAGGACGUCGUGGCCUUCGCGGCCGAGCACUUCUCGGCCUUCAAGCCGCCCCACGCGGAGCUGCAGCCCAUCGUGAUCGCCGGACCGUCGGGCGUGGGCAAGGGCACGCUCAUCAACCUGCUGCUCGAGAAGUUCCCCGACACGUUCGGCUUCUCCGUGAGCCACACGACGCGCGGCCCGCGCGAGGGCGAGGUGGACGGCGUGGCCUACCACUUCACGCAGAAGGACAAGGUGCUCAAGGAGAUCGAGUCCGGCCUCUUCCUCGAGCACGCCGAGGUGCACGGCAACGUGUACGGCACCAGCAAGCGCGCCGUGCAGGACGUGCAGGAGAAGGGCAAGAUCUGCAUCCUGGACAUCGACAUCCAGGGCGUGCAGCAGGUCAAGAAGUCGGGCAUCCGCGCCAAGUACCUGUUUAUUGCGCCCCCGUCCAUGGAGGAGCUCGAGAAGCGGCUGCGCGGACGCGCGACCGAGACGGAGGACAAGAUCCAGCUGCGCGUCAAGAACGCCGCGGGCGAGCUCGCGUACGGCCAGCAGCCGGGCGUGUUCGACGCCAUCCUCGUCAACAAGGUGGUGGACGACAGCUUCCGGGAGCUCAUUGACACGCUCAAGCAGUGGUACCCGUCGGUGGAGCUCAAGUAGAUGCCAUCUGUGGAGGAUCUGAGUUGACGCAGAAGGCAAUUUGAAUCAGAGCCGAGUGUUGAAAAGUCU
Molecule: messenger RNA, 904 nt
Organism: Phytophthora sojae
Lineage: Eukaryota; Oomycota; Peronosporomycetes; Peronosporales; Peronosporaceae
Exons: 1
Coding region: 17-835 (272 amino acids)
Biological process (GO): purine nucleotide metabolic process
Cellular component (GO): cytosol
Molecular function (GO): GMP kinase activity
Source: RefSeq, a predicted model, not a curated record